CUCAUGUGGAUGCUGGCACUAGGUGGGAUCUUCCUGGCAGCCGCCCAGGCCUGUGUCUUCUGCCGCUUCCCAGACCGUGACUUGUCGGGCCGCCUGGCUCAGCUUUGCAGCCAGAUGGAGGCCCAGUGGAAGGACUGUGAAGUCUCCUGGAACUUCUCGGCCUUUGCCUUAGAUGAUGCAUCCUUGAAAAAAGUCACAGAGAAGACUCACAGAGUCCUGAGGGUCAUGGAGAUCGAAGGGUCUCUCUCCUCACUCCUUUCAUAUUGGAAAUGGCUUCAAAAGACCAAGCUCCCAGAAUACAACAGGGAAGCUCUCUGCGCUCCCGCCUGCCGGGGCAGCACCAUCCUGUACAACUGCUCCACCUGCCAGGGUUUCGAGGUGUACUGCUGGCCCCGAAAGCGCUGCUUCCCAGGAUCUUUGGGAAGCCAGGAUUCUGCUGCUCUUUGUCUCUGGAGCCGCCCUCCUCCUGGGUAUUCUGAGCUUCGCGGUGGAGUACAGCCACCUCCAAGCAAAAAGUGA
Globicephala melas (long-finned pilot whale) is the source of this 519-nucleotide messenger RNA. It is a transcript of the gene TMEM95, whose product is annotated as transmembrane protein 95. Gene Ontology annotation, biological process: fusion of sperm to egg plasma membrane involved in single fertilization. Gene Ontology annotation, cellular component: acrosomal membrane; sperm plasma membrane. Lineage: Eukaryota; Metazoa; Chordata; Mammalia; Artiodactyla; Delphinidae. The record is from RefSeq and is a predicted model, not a curated record.